Messenger RNA from Micropterus salmoides (largemouth bass), 1331 nucleotides. RefSeq names its product cholecystokinin. NCBI's taxonomy places the organism in Eukaryota, Metazoa, Chordata, Actinopteri, Centrarchiformes, Centrarchidae. Gene Ontology annotation, molecular function: neuropeptide hormone activity. The coding region runs from base 937 to 1272 and encodes 111 amino acids. Gene Ontology annotation, biological process: digestion. The transcript is spliced from 3 exons. Gene Ontology annotation, cellular component: axon; extracellular region. The record is from RefSeq and is a predicted model, not a curated record.
UUUGCUAUCCAUUGUGCUGCUGUCACUUCUACUCGUAUAAAUCAAAGUGUGGCACAUAAUCAGCCGGCCACUGCUACAAAGUAAAUCUGUUUGAUGCUUUCACUGUUUGGUGAAAAAUAUUUUAAGGCUGCGUUCAUGUCGUUUCUGCUUUUCUACAUCUAUUAUACAUCACAUAUUGUCAGUGGAAACUAGAUAUAAUAACUGGGCCACAAAUCUAUACAGUAUGUAAACAGCGCUCUGAAGUAUUUUUACUAAAAGGCUGGAGUGUACGUCAUCAGGGAGGUCUAGGCAAAAACAUGACAUGUGGAAGGAAAUAUUCACCUCUAACCAAUCAUUACAUUAUACACACUUUUGCUUUUUUUCAAAUUACAUCACCAGCUCUGCCUUUCUUAAAAUUGAAAGUGGAAAACUUGUCUACAGUCCAUACAGUGUUAGGUUGAAUAGAUGCUACACGGAAAUGCGAAACAAUGACUUAGUCUGCAUCUGGUUCCAACAUGCGUGAAAUGUUAAAUGUAACUGUUUAGUGCCAGUUGAUAACUUGAGGACACGUGGAACCCCUGUUUUCAGCCUUUAAGUCUUCCAGCCAGUGUCUACAUAGUUACAUCAGGUGCUCUGUAUUGGUCUCUAAAGGAGUAUUGGAUUUCUUAUGUAAACCCAUUGACUUGUUUUAUUGUUAUUGCAGUGCAAAAAAUACAUUGCCAGGUAAGUGAAAAGCUCAUUAAUAGGUGUGUGGAUGUAGUGAUCCAUCGUUUCCUUUACGCACUUCCUCCCAAUGCAUCCGUCUACCAAUCAAUCAGUGAACACUGUUGAUUUUAGGCCCUAUCGCUUACACCAAACUUGUGGUAUAAAAGGGCAGAUCUGCUCAGAAUCUCAAACAUUGCAACUAAACUCUCCUCGGAUUUCAUUGUGUACAUUUCUCAUCCUGUCCUCACAGACAUGUCAGGGAAAGUCAUUGUGGUGUUUGCACUGUUGGUUGCAGUGCUAGUAUUCGGUGCAUCCGCCACUCCUCAAUCCUCUGCCGCUGCAGAUACUAGUGUACUACAGCAGCUUCUCGCCAAGAGGGAGAAAGUGAGAGAGUUGGCUGGCAGACAGGAGCCGGAGUCUCAGACUCACUCUGCAAGGAUGGAGAGACGGGCACACCUAUCUGAGGAUGAACGCGAGACUAUGACCAAGAGAAUAAUGCAAGCAAUUUCAGAGAUGAUGAACUCAGAGUGCAUGUCAGAUCGAGACUACCAGGGCUGGGUGGACUUUGGACGCCGGGACGCAGAGUGAGACCCAACAAUGCCAAAAACAACCCGAGCGCUAAGACUCACUGCUUCAUGUUCAUAAUU